This is a messenger RNA of Anastrepha ludens (Mexican fruit fly), 430 nucleotides long. RefSeq names its product DNA-directed RNA polymerase III subunit RPC10 (gene Polr3K). Lineage: Eukaryota; Metazoa; Arthropoda; Insecta; Diptera; Tephritidae. Gene Ontology annotation, biological process: termination of RNA polymerase III transcription; DNA-templated transcription. Gene Ontology annotation, molecular function: nucleic acid binding; zinc ion binding; DNA-directed RNA polymerase activity. Bases 104 to 430 code for a protein of 108 amino acids. The transcript has 2 exons. Gene Ontology annotation, cellular component: RNA polymerase III complex. The record is from RefSeq and is a predicted model, not a curated record.
CAGCAUUACGUUUAUUGUCAACCGAAGUACAACGUGUUUUGUUUGGCUCUUUAAAUUGCAUUUGACAAAUUUCUUCAAAAGUUAUCGGAUGCAAUUUUAAAUUAUGCUUUUGUUCUGUCCGACUUGUGGAAAUAUUUUGAUGGUCGAACAGGAUACAACGGGACACCGGUUUUCUUGUAAUACAUGUCCGUACAUUUGUAAUAUCAAAAAGAAAAUUUCAACGAGAACAUUUCCCCGGUUAAAGGAAGUUGAUCAUGUUAUGGGUGGUGCAGCUGCAUGGGAAAACGUAGAUUCAACAGUUGCCGAAUGUCCUGCAUGUUCUCAUAAAAAAGCUUAUUUUAUGCAAAUGCAAACCCGCUCAGCCGAUGAGCCUAUGACAACAUUUUAUAAGUGUUGCAAUCAACUUUGUGGCCACAAUUGGAGGGACUAA